CGCCGCCGCCUCCACCGCCACAUCCGUUGUCCUGUUCGGCGCGACGAUGUUUCCGGAAGCGUGGGCUUUUUCAGCCGCCACCGUCGCCGUCGCUCGCCGCAGGUGCGUCGAACGGUAGCCUGUUAUUUUCCCCCCGUGUGAGAAAGAAGGAGAAGAAGACGAAGAGGAAACGACAAAUUUCGAUAUUAACCAUCCGAAACCGAUCUAGCUAUGGAGGACGAGGACUUUGGUUUCGCGAAGAGGACGGACAAUGUCCUGAGGAAGGCCCUCACCGUUGGCAAUGAACGAACGCACAAGAAUACUAUUCAUAACGAUGAGCAACGGAUCUGUUCUCCAUCGAAGGUUGGCUUCUUGCUCGCGUGCGGGCCGGGUUUUCAGGUGAAAUAUUUGGGGUCUCAUGAUGCAAGAGGCCUCUGGGGCAUCAAGCACACGAGAAGGCCCGUCGAUAAUAUGGUCUCUGCUGCGAAGGCUUUGCCGACCAACACAAUGCUUUCUCUCAUCAAGCUGGUGGUCUCUCAGGAGGGAGUCGCCUUGCUGCCGCUGGACAAGAGGAAGCAGGACGCCAACUUAUCCAGAAUGUAUCCUAUCGAGACGAUCUCGUACGGAGUGCAGGAUCUUGUUUACACCAGGGUCUUCUCCAUGAUCGUCGUUCGUGAGACGGAGAACUUUAGGAGAAUCUCACCGUUCGAAUGUCACGGUUUUGUAUGUGAGUCCAAGUACUACGCGAGGCAAUUGACGUAUGCUCUCGCCGCAGCCUUCGAGGUUUACUCCAAAACCGUAAAAGCUCAGGAAAAAUUGACCGGUGUCACUCGGAACACUGCCAGGAAAAAAUUCGCGAUCGAUUUAAGGAGUCCCGAGGAGAUCGAGGCGGAUCUUACGAUGGAUUCCGAAGCGUAACUUUCAAAAUCUAUUGUUGUUUAUUAAAUUAGGAUGUAAGUAGAUAUUAAUCUUUAAUCAGAAAAAUUUAGAAGAGAAGAGAGAGGAGAUUUUUCGGUUUAUUUGAAGAAACUAUAAACAACUAACGAUGAGCAUAAUUCAUUCAAAAUUUAUUUUAUAUGUAAAAAAAUGUUUUCUUGAAAAGGACGAUACAGGGUAGAAAUUGUAAUUGUAGGUCUAUAAAAACGUAUAACUGCAUCUUACAACAAAGAAAUGCAUUCGUGUACUAAAUCAGAUAUUUUCAAUUUUCCACAUUUUCAUUUUUCUUUAUAGUUUUUAUAAACGUUGUCAUACAUAAUGUUGUUUAAACUUAAAGAGAAAUAUGUAUUUUUUACAUAAAGAUAAAAGACUUAAUUAUUGAUAUAAGGAAAAAGGCAGUUAAUAUACUUCGAUUGUAUAAAAAUAGAUUUAUUAAAAUACAUUUAAUAAAUAUACAAGCUUAAAAUAAAUAUGUUUAUGUAAGUUGCAGAUACAAUCAUAAUCAUUAAAUUGAAUAAGUAAUUAUUUUUUAUUAAUAUUGCGAAUGCAACAUAUUUCUAUCAUAUUUUCGUAAACAGAUGAUUUUCCGAGUUAUGAAAUAUAUAUUUUUUAAUACACAGUUUUUACAAUAAUAUAUACAAAUCAAGAAUAUAGAGUUUUAAUCUAGAUUUACAUAUGCAUUUAACAUUGAAAAUUACAUCUAUGCGUAUAUGCAUUACAAAUUGGUGCCCGAUUCGAAAAUGGAGAUAAUAUCAGAAUGUUGUUAUAUGAAUAUGUGUGUUUGUAUAAUUGUUGUAUGUUUUUUAUUAUUUUAUCGGCAUUACGAAAAGUUAGAUAGGUCUCGACUAUCCGAGACAUGAUAGCUAGCUAUCCAAAGAUAUCGAGUAGAAAACAAUGGAACGCGAGAGUUGUGGAUGAUGUUUUAAACGUCGCGACUUGUGCGAUUUCACAAAAAUUUUACGAUAAUUGACGAAUCGGACAAUGAUUUCGGAUUUAUUUCUAGCCGUCUUACGUGUGCGUGUGUGUUUCUAGUUUAAGUCAUUAGUUUUUAAAAAUAUAUAAUAUUUUAACAUUGGCAAAACUUAUAAUAGAGAACGUAUUGUUAUUUUAUCGACUUUUUAUAUUUUUUAAGUUGUUUUAUAUUAAGAUCAAAGACAAAAAGACCAAUCGAUACAUAUCAGUCACUGUAAAUAGCUAAACGAUAUUAUUCCUUUAUUGCCGUGUACAUAAUGCUUCAUUAUUUAAUCAGUAAAUUUCUUUUUUGAGUCUUUUUCACUACGCUUGCGAGAUUAUCGCGUCACGAUUUUUAAAUAUUUUAGGCUUGGGACAAUCGUGUAACGUUUUUCCUUGUGUAAUCGUGGCCUUGUGCUUUAGCUAUCAAUAUUAAAUAUUGUAUAUUUUACCUG
Molecule: messenger RNA, 2321 nt
Organism: Pogonomyrmex barbatus (red harvester ant)
Lineage: Eukaryota; Metazoa; Arthropoda; Insecta; Hymenoptera; Formicidae
Source: RefSeq, a predicted model, not a curated record